UUCAUUUCACAACUACGGUAUUUUUGAUAUUCAUUAAAAAAAUGAAGAGAGUUCCAAUUUUGCUGGUAUUAAUUGCUAGCAUAUCAUGCAAACUUCAGAAUAAAGAAAAUAAAUUAUUUACAGAUUUGUACAAUAAUUCGGAAAUUCAGUAUGAAGAGUCACAAAGCUGCAUGAAUGGCGAAUUUAUUAUAGAUCUAAAUCCUUCUAAUAUACCGUCACUAAUGGACUCGUCAAAAUCUAUUGGACUCUUACAACCUCAAGAUAUUGAUCUAGCUGAUAAAUGUUUUCCCAAACCAGUAUGUGAUCCCAUAGCUAAAUAUAGAACCAUAAAUGGGAGUUGUAAUAAUUUAUUAUUUCCAAUUUGGGGACAAGCUAAAUCAGCAAACAUACGAAUUAUUCAAGCAGACUAUUCGGAUGGUAAGAGUCAACAAAGAAGAGCAAAAUCAGGUAAACAAUUACCAAACGCGAGAAAAAUACGAACAACUUUGUUCCCAAGCAAGGAUAACCCCUCACCUAAAUAUAAUUUAUUGUUUAUGCAAUUUGGUCAGACGGUUGCACACGAUACUGAAUUAAUACUUUCUAAAACCUCAAGUAAUGGUAGUACACUAGAAUGUUGCAAUUCAGAUGGUUCCACACCAAAAAUACUACCACAAGAUUGUCUACAAAUUACGAUCCCGUAUGAUGAUCCUGAUGCUUCAAAAAGACGAUGUUUAUCGACUCCACGAGCUGCUGAUACUGCAGAUAUAGGUUGCCAAAUAAAACCAGUCAGACAACAAAUUGAAGUUACCAGUUUCAUUGACGCUUCAUUAUUAUAUGGUUCAGAUGAAAUCACAGCACGUUCAUUGCGAACAUUAUCUUACGGAAAACUUAGAAGACAAUUGGGACCUAAAGGAAAAUCAUAUUUACCCAACGUUAAACAAGCAACAAAAGAAUGCAACGUUGUUAAUGAUGGGACUGUAUGCUACGCUUCUGGUGAUAUAAGAGUAAAUCAACAUCCCGAUAUAGCAGUUCAAACAAUAUCACUAUUGAGACUACAUAACAUACUGUGCGAUGAUCUCAAAAAAAUAAAUCCCUCAUGGGACGACGAACGAUUGUACCAAGAAGCCAGAAAAUUACUCAUAGGGAUGUAUCAGCACGUAGUAUACAAUGAAUUUGUUCCUGGACUUCUAGGAAAAGAUUUUUCCAAAGCAAAUAAAUUACUACCAUUAAAAAAAGGUUUUAACAUGGAUUAUGAUAAAUUUUUAAAUCCAACUACGAUAACCAGUUUUACCGGUGCUGCAUACAGAUCACUUCAUAGCGAAAUACAGGGAUAUGUGGACUUGAUCAAUGAAGCCAGAAAAGUUACGUCGAAAAUUCGUUUGAGUGAUUUUUUCUUAAGAACUGACAUAGUGCAAAGAGGAGAUAAUUAUGAUAGUUUUACUAGAGGUUUACUUAGUCAAAUUGCACAGGACCAAGAUCAAUAUUUCACACCUGAGGUUAGCGAAUACCUAUUUAGAGAUCCGAACAAAACAGAAGGCUUCGAUUUAGUCAGCAUUGACAUGGAACGUGGUAGAGAUUUUGGAGAACCAUCUUAUAAUAAAUUUAGGCAAUUGUGUGGAUUGAGCGAAGCCAAAACUUUUGACGAUUUUACAGAUCAAAUAACUAAAAAAAAUGUUGAUAUCUUAGCUAGCUUGUACGAGCAUGUAGAUGAUGUAGACUUUUACGUAGCAGGUUUGCUAGAAAAAUUGAAACCUGGAUCUUCGUUGGGCCACACGUUUCAAUGUAUUUCUGGAGAAAUGUUUUUCAGAUGGAAAUUUGGUGAUCGUUUCUUUUAUGAAUUUGGAAACCAAACAGGAUCUUUUCGUUCAGAUCAACUCGAUGAAAUAAGAAAAACAACAUUAUCACUAAUAAUAUGUAUGACAUCAGACAUUCAAUCUAUACAACGUAACGCUUUUGACGUUAUCAGUAAUCAUAAUCCUUUGGUACCUUGCAGUUCCAUACCAAAACUUAAUUUAGAUCCUUGGAAAGAACUUUAAUACAUACCUACCUAAUAUUAUAGUGCCUGUAUACUGUUUUUUUUUUUUUUUUUUGUAAUAAAUUAAUA
Molecule: messenger RNA, 2083 nt
Organism: Melanaphis sacchari
Lineage: Eukaryota; Metazoa; Arthropoda; Insecta; Hemiptera; Aphididae
Product: peroxidase-like
Exons: 13
Coding region: 42-2015 (657 amino acids)
Biological process (GO): response to oxidative stress
Molecular function (GO): peroxidase activity; heme binding
Source: RefSeq, a predicted model, not a curated record